Camelus dromedarius (Arabian camel) is the source of this 737-nucleotide messenger RNA. It is a transcript of the gene MPC1L, whose product is annotated as mitochondrial pyruvate carrier 1 like. The record is from RefSeq and is a predicted model, not a curated record. NCBI's taxonomy places the organism in Eukaryota, Metazoa, Chordata, Mammalia, Artiodactyla, Camelidae. The coding region runs from base 230 to 649 and encodes 139 amino acids. The transcript has a single exon. Gene Ontology annotation, biological process: pyruvate import into mitochondria. Gene Ontology annotation, cellular component: mitochondrial inner membrane.
GCUGGCGCACUUUACGGCAGCCGCGCGAAGGCACGAGGGCGAGGCCACGCCUGCUGCACUAAAGGCACGCACGACAGCGGGACGCGCUGGCUGGCGCACUUUACGGCAGGCGCGCGAGGGCACGAGGCCGUGGCCCGUGGUGUCUUAGAAGAGGCAGCCGUUCCAGGCUCUGCGCUCCACGUCAUUUGCCGGUUGGCUGUUAAUCUGUUGGCACUCCCACGGCUCGGCAAUGAUGGAGGCGGUGGCAGCACUGUGGCGGAGGGCAGUGGCGACCAUGAAGACGAAGGAGUUCCGGGAUUACCUGACCAGCACGCACUUCUGGGGUCCCGUGGCCAACUGGGGCCUCCCACUGGCCGCCUUAAAUGACAUGAGGGCACCGCCGGACAUCAUCAGCGGCCGCAUGACGACAGCGCUCAUCUUCUACUCUCUGGCCUCCAUGCGCUUCGCUUACCGCGUACAGCCUCGCAACUUGCUGCUGAUGGCAUGUCACGGCACCAACGUGGUGGUGCAGAGUAUGCAGGCAGGCCGCUACCUGAUCUAUCACUACGGCAGCGGAGCCACGGCGGCCACUGUUAACACCGCCACCGCUGCCACCGUCUGUGCACCCUCUACCAACUUUAUCACCACUGCAGCUGACGACUCUGGCUAAUGCUAACGACUACCAGGAUGCCAUUGACUUGGAUCCGCUGAUGCUGUGUCGUGAUUGAGAGGGCCCAAUUGAAUCUUUGCAGCUUACA